Molecule: messenger RNA, 1215 nt
Organism: Brenthis ino (lesser marbled fritillary)
Lineage: Eukaryota; Metazoa; Arthropoda; Insecta; Lepidoptera; Nymphalidae
Source: the annotation of a GenBank genome assembly
AUGGCAGACGCUUUAGAGCACUUAGUUGUCGAUGGAAAUGAUGUAUUAGAACUAAAAUUAGUUAGAUCGGCUGAAGAUAUUGAAAAUGAUGAUACAACUUUUGGCCCUGAAAUGUGUCAUCAAGUUUUUGGAGACAACGAAAAUAUUUUUGGGUAUACAGACCUAAGAAUUCAACUGUACUACACUGCAGGAAGUCUGAAGACAUACCUAGGAAUUUCAUACACAGAUAAGAUAGAGCCAAAUAAUUCAGAAAAAAUCAAAGCAGAUGAUGUUGAAGGAGCUUUAAAAAAGGUUCUGGCACCAGGCUAUGUCACAAACUUAGACAUCUUUGUAUCAAUGCUAGAAAAGGAUAAAUUGUUCACUCCAUAUGGAAAUCUUAUUCAUUCUUUUACAACCCAACCUUAUGAUGGUGGAGAAAGUAGAACAUUUGAAGUAUAUUAUUCUGAAGUAUCAACACAAGGAUUUUUAGAUUACCAUGAGCGUCUACAGACCUUUUUACUUUGGUAUGUAGAUGCGGCCUCCUUCAUAGAUGUUGAUGAUGAUCAAUGGACUUUCUUCACUGUAUACGAAAAGUUCCAUACGAGCGAGGGCGGAGCGCGAUACGCGUCGGCGGCGUACGCCACGGUGUACCGCUACUACGCGUACCCCACGCACACGCGCCCACGCGUCUCGCAGGUGCUCACGCUGCCGCCCUUCAGGAAACUCGGCAUCUGUGCCAACUUGUUGCAGGCAAUCUAUUCACAUUUUAUUAUUCAAGCUGAGGUUAUUGAUAUAACGGUGGAGGACCCUUCCCAAGAUUUUCAACGGAUUCGAGAUUAUGUUGAUGCUAAAAAUUGUGAAUCUCUAGCGGCGUUUCAACCUGAAAAAUUAACACAGGGUUUCACUGCAGAAAUGGCGAAUCAAGCGCGCGCCAAGUUUAAAAUUAACAAGAAGCAAGCGCGGCGCGUGUACGAGAUUCUGCGUCUAAAGAGCACAAACACUUCAGACAAGGCUGGCUAUUUAAAUUAUAGAUUAGAUGUUAAGAAUCGGCUCAAUGCACCAUUCCAAAAAAAGAAGCUGGAAAUGAAGAAGUUGCAGAAAGUGUUAAAGCCCGAAGAAUAUGCAGCCACCCUCACCUCCAGCGGGCUGCCCGAGACGCAGGCGCGUCUGUCUGCACACUACCUCUCCCUGGAGUCCGAGUACCGGCGCGUCAUACAUAGAAUGGAGCAAGAUUGU